Oryzias latipes (Japanese medaka) is the source of this 2665-nucleotide messenger RNA. RefSeq names its product forkhead box protein N2. NCBI's taxonomy places the organism in Eukaryota, Metazoa, Chordata, Actinopteri, Beloniformes, Adrianichthyidae. Gene Ontology annotation, cellular component: nucleus. Gene Ontology annotation, biological process: regulation of DNA-templated transcription. The record is from RefSeq and is a predicted model, not a curated record. Gene Ontology annotation, molecular function: cis-regulatory region sequence-specific DNA binding; DNA-binding transcription factor activity.
GGGUUACAUUGACUCACUACAAAAAUAAAUGUCCUGUCUCUCCUGUAGGGCGUUUCAGUUUAGCCACUAGGUGGAGCUCGCAAUAUAGCAUUACACUUCAUUCCAGAAAGAUUCAGAUUGAGUCAUCGAAUUGAUCUACCCAGCCCUGGUGUUUACACAAGCAUCUCAAGUGUUUUUGGUUGUUUUAAUAUGUAUUAAUUUAAAUUUUUAGGAAACUGUUAUUAAACUUUGUCAGCUGAGAAAAGACACAAAGCCGAAAAUUUAGCACUGACAGUUACAGAGCAUGUUAAUGUUAAAAUAUAAACAGUUUACUCAUGAAAGUAUUUCUCUACAUUAUAUGGCAUUUAAGUAGUGAGCAUUGUAGACCUAUGACAGUACAUUUAUGUGUGAAUAUAGGUUAAUUGUAUGUAAGUAUUAUACAUAAUUAGGAAUAUUUUUUUUUUUAUAAAAAGCACCCUCUUCUCUUGCCUUUGCGAGACUGCGCUCGGGAGCGCGCUCCACGCUUAGCGUCCUUUUGGUUACCGUGGAAACCACGGACAGCAGCAGUAGCAGCCAGACGAGAUCGAGCGUGUUUUACUUUUCACAUCAGGAUUUCUCCUUUUAUUUUCGCAGCAGCGUAUUCUGGACGUGCGAGGAGAGCUGAUCGUGUAGCAGCCAUCCAGCUGGAUGACAAAGGACAUUUCCUCUUGAGAGAUGGAGAGCACCUCUCACACACUGCCAUCCUUGUCCCGGUAUCCCACCACUCUGGGAGGGUCUCUCCCCUUUUCCUCUUUAACCCUCACAAAUGGCUGCAUGUCCCUCCCUCUUUCACCCAUCUCUUUCCCUCCAUCCCCUACCUCGCUUUCACCUGGGUCUCCACACUCAUCCUCCCCUCUUUCACUCGGCACCACGUCUCACAUCCCCGAAGGACAAAACGCACAAGUCGUCAGUCAGGACGCCACACCUGACCAAGAUGACCUGACCUGUCUCAGCUGGCUGCAUCAGAGGAACAACCUGCUCCCAUUGCAGCCCCUCGCCAAAAUGAUGCCUCUGCCCCAGCAGGAGAGCUGCACACCUGCCGAGCCUCCUCCACCUCCUCCUCCUGCCUCAUCAAAGCCACCGUAUUCCUUCAGCAGUCUGAUCUUCAUGGCAAUAGAAGAUUCUCCACACAAAAAGCUGCCCGUGAAGGACAUCUAUGAAUGGAUUGUGAAGAACUUCCCGUACUACAGGUCAGCCAGCGGAGGCUGGAGGAACUCUGUCAGACACAACCUUUCCCUCAGCAAGAGCUUCCGUCGCAUUCAGAGGGACAGAACUCAGUCGGUGGGGAAGGGGUCGUUCUGGUGUGUAUGUCCUGAGUAUCGUCCUGCACUGCUGAAGGUGUUGAAGAAGACCCACAGCUUCCACAGUACCAGCAACAAUCUGAUAAAUAAGCCAGCACUGUUGGAAGGAGCUGACUAUGAAGUGCCUGCAGUGUGCGACAUGGUGGAAAUCUCAGAUUCUCUUUCUCAGACUUUGCUCCUCUCCUCCUCUUCCUCAUCCCAAAUCCUCAUCACUGAUAACCCAGAUUUUGUCGAAAACCAGCCGUGCCCUCUGACCCCAGAUCACGAGGAACUUGUCGCCAUGGAGUCGGAUGAAUACCAGCAAGAGGAGGUCAGCAGAGAAAUGGAGAAAGACCCACUGUCUGACAGCGGAUACAUUGAGUUGCAUUAUUACCAGUCUAAUGAGUUCCAGUACUUUGUGCUGCCAGGCGACUCUGAGCUGGAUCUGGAAACUGUGGAGAUCCUUCAGCUGGAUGCUGAAGCUCAAGAGGCUGCUGGAUCCCUGCUGGACCUGGCAGGUGGUGGCUACUAGCUCAUAGCUCCCUUUUGCAAUAACUUAAAAACACUGUUAACAGAAAUAUUUACACUGCCCCGGGAAUUAUGUAUUGCCGUGUGACACUUUUUAACGAUAUUGGUCUGUAGAUGGACUAAGAUGGAGGUAACAGCAGUUCUCCUCUGGUAUUCAGCCACUUUCAGUGCACAACACAGCAUAUCAUGUAUUUCCUUUUGUAAGGGAUGCCACAUGUGUAAGAAGCAUGCAUUUGAUGGAUCAGGACUGAGUAUGUGGUUAAUAUGCUCAUGAACAAUUUAUCAUAGCAAAACCUUUUUUUCUUUUCUUAUCGUGCUAUUUAAUUCCAAAAUCUAAAAGUAUUUAUACAGUAAAUGUAUUGAAGUUUUAGGAUGAUCCACUUUAUUCUCAGGGGAGGCAAAAAUCCUUCACUCUCAAACUAGCUUUAAUCUUAAACCAUAUUUACUGAGUAUAUUUUGAUUUUAAGUAGAAAAUGCACUGAAGUGAUUUAGUUGCACUUAUACUUUCAUUUUAUUUAGGCCUUUAUUUUAGCUAACAGUAACAUAAUUAGUAAUAAUUGUAAUUCUGUUCAUCUUUAUGCUAGUUUCCUUCUCUAUGUGUUUUUUAUUCCUUAGAUUGUAUUUGCUUGAGUUGAAACUCCUAAAAUAUGUUUUUUUUUCAUGUUACAAAGUCCCAGUCUCAUGUCAUUAGUCAAUCAGAAAGCCAAGUAUAUCAUCUUUUAGGGCAUGUCAGUAGUAAAUUAACAAUUUGACCAUAUUUAAUUAGACAAAUUCACUGCCAUCCAAUUAAGCAUUUUGUAUUUCAAGGUGCAUUAAAGUUCUGUUCAUGAAUUACUUCA